AUGUUAGAUGUUGACGAGUGCAACACUAACUUGAACAACUGCAGUCAGCUGUGUAAGAACACGGACGGGUCCUUUAACUGCGCCUGCUUGGAUGGGUUUGACCUGAGCGCCGAUGGCGAGAACUGUGAACCUAGCAGCCCUUGCAGUAGUGCCGUGAAUCCCGGAUGUGAUCCUGUACUUGGAUGGUGCUUCGUGGACGAUACCGGUACUGCCACGUGUUCUUGCCGGAAAGGCUACAAGCUGGGCACUGAUGGUGUCACGUGUCACGAUGAGGACGAGUGUUUGACUGGAAAUCAUCAUUGUGAGCAACUGUGUAACAACACCGCUGGCGGCUACAACUGUUACUGCAUGGACGCGUACUAUACACUGGUGAACUAUGGUGUGAAAUGCAUAGAAAUCGACGAAUGUUCUGAGGGAUAUGACGACUGCACCGAGCACGAGACGUGUGUGAACGAGCCGGGAUCCUACCAUUGCGAAUGCCGGGAGCACACUGUUGAAGUGAACGGUGUCUGUUUGCCUUACACAACCACAAGCCCCGAUACAGAGAGCAUCAUCGAGAUCAACACUGUAGUAAUUGAAAUCGCGUCGGUGGUGAGCAAGGUACUUGAUCAGCUGCCUACGUUCAAAUCUGCGUUUGCCACGGAAGCUACCGACUUCUGCAGCCAACAGGCGGACCGGAUCCCUGCAUGUACAGUCCCGCUGUGUUCCUCCAAGAAGACGUUCACGUCACCGAAGGUUAUCCCAAACUCGCUUCCGACCAAACCCACACCACCCUCGCCUUCUUCCUGA
This is a messenger RNA of Branchiostoma floridae (Florida lancelet), 789 nucleotides long. RefSeq names its product fibulin-1-like. Bases 1 to 789 code for a protein of 262 amino acids. Lineage: Eukaryota; Metazoa; Chordata; Leptocardii; Amphioxiformes; Branchiostomatidae. The record is from RefSeq and is a predicted model, not a curated record. The transcript has 7 exons. Gene Ontology annotation, molecular function: calcium ion binding.